AUGUCACGCAUUGCCUAUGUCAACGGCCGCUAUGUGCCGCAUGCGCAAGCCCAGGUGCAUGUGGAGGAUCGCGGCUACCAGUUUUCCGACGGCGUCUAUGAGGUGUGCGAGGUUUCCGGCGGCUUCAUCAUCGAUCGGACGCGACAUCUGGACCGGCUGGACCGCUCGUUGAGCGAACUGGCGAUGGCCUGGCCCGUGGGCCGCGACGCGCUCGGCCGGAUCAUGAUCGAAGUGACAAGCCGGAACCGAGUGCGCGACGGGCUGGUCUACCUGCAGGUGACGCGCGGUGUGGCACGCCGCGACCAUCCGUUCCCGCCUCCCGGCACGCCGACGGCGCUCGUCGUGACAGCCAAAUCGACCGACCGCCGGGCGUUCGCCGAAAAGGCCGAAAAGGGUGUCGCCGUAAUCACCGUGCCCGACAAUCGCUGGGACCGGGUGGACAUCAAGACGAUCGGCCUGCUGCCCAACGUUCUGGCGCGGCAGCAGGCGCGCGACAGCGGCGCGGCCGAAGCCUGGAUGGUCGACGAGGACGGCAUGGUCACCGAGGGCGCGGCCACCAAUGCCUGGAUCGUGACGAUGGACAAUGUGCUGGUCACCCGUCCCGCCGAAAACGGCAUCCUGCGCGGUGUGACACGUGCGACCGCGCUCGAUGCGGCGGCGAAACUGGGCCUGGCCGUCGAGGAACGUGGUUUUACCGUUGCCGAAGCCAAGGCUGCGCGGGAGGCGUUCAUGACGUCUGCGACCUCGCAGAUCAUGCCGGUGACGAGCAUUGACGGUGCGCCGGUCGCCAAUGGUCAUCCGGGAGAAACGGCACGCCAGCUGGGGCGGGCUUUCUUCGGUGCGGCCGAAAAAAUCGCUGUUGCCGGCUCGCUUUCCCUUGAAAAGCGGUGA
Messenger RNA from Effrenium voratum, 891 nucleotides. The record is from the annotation of a GenBank genome assembly. Lineage: Eukaryota; Dinophyceae; Suessiales; Symbiodiniaceae.